Molecule: messenger RNA, 1368 nt
Organism: Neoarthrinium moseri
Lineage: Eukaryota; Fungi; Ascomycota; Sordariomycetes; Amphisphaeriales; Apiosporaceae
Exons: 1
Coding region: 1-1368 (455 amino acids)
Source: RefSeq, a predicted model, not a curated record
AUGUUCCUGCCUGCUAACAUGACUCCGGCCCGCAGGCACUACUCUGUUGUGAACGUCGCGAGACAAUUCACCAUGUCUUCUAGUGGUAACAAUACAAGUACGGGCACUGGCACUGGCACCGCUGCAGCCGACCCGACGACUGCGUCGAGUCCGCUCACCACUCCUACUACGAGUCUUGAUCCCACGAUUGAUACCUCUACUGACAUUCCUACCACUACAGCUCCCGCGGAGACUACCUCCGCGCCCCCUUCACCCACCACCACUGAACAGCCCCCAACCACCACCUCAAACCCCCCAACAACGACGGAACCUACCACCACGACGGUUCCCACUACCACAGCCCCGACGACCACUUCGGAGCCGCCGACCACCACAUCUACCACCUCUGCCACAAGUCCCACCACCACUUCACCCACAACCUCCUUAACUUCACCCACCACCACCAGCCCGACGACUACUUCGCCAACCUCGGAACCCAGCACAUCGUCGACGCUCACAACCACCUUCCAGACCACCCAGUCCGAUGGAAAGACCGUAAUACUCACGGUGACAUCGACGCAGGCCGUGGCGCCCACCUCGACAACCGGCACCGAUCCCUCGUCGACUUCGGGGGGCAUCCUUCAAGGCGACUCAAGCUCAAGUGGAGGCCUGAACAGCCAAGGCAAGAUUGCCGUGGCCGUCGUUGUACCCAUCGCCGCUGUGGCCCUGUUGGUCGUUGCUGGUAUCUUCUUGUGGAGGAAGCGCAAGCAAAGGAAGGACGCCGAAGAGGAGCGCAGAAAGGAGGUCGAGGACUACAUCUACAACCCCAAUGCCGACCCGACCAUGCCCGACGUUGGAAGCAGCGGUGGCGGUGCCUACGAGAUGAAGGAGGACGCCUCAUCGGGAUACCGUGGCUGGGGCUCGACCACCCUCGCCGGGUCUACAGGACGUAAGGCGUCCACCACAAUGUCCGGUGGAGCAGCAGGUGUGGCUUACUCGGAUACUCCGACCAUGUAUGGCAACGUCUCUGACACGAAAUCAGGAGAACCCCUCAUGAGUGAUGGCUCGCACUCCCCCGAAGGCGAGAUCCUGGGUGCCAUGGGGCCGGCAACCUCGGACAACCGCGGCGGCAACGUUCACCGCGGACCCUCGAACGCCUCAUCCUCCUACAGCGCUGCUGGCCGUUCGGAUGGCUCCGCCGAAAAUGGUAUUGGGGUUGCCUAUGGCGGCGGUGGUUACUAUGAUCAGUAUGGCAACAACCCAUACGACAACGGUCAGCAGGCUGGUGGGCAACCCAUCAUCCGUGACAACCCGGCACGACGAAACACCCGCAUUGAGAACCCUUCGCACUACCCACAGCAGAGCGCUGGUAUUUCGCAGAACUUCUAA